AUGCGCAUGGCACAGGACAGUUUGAGUCCGUUUCCGAUUGUUCCCCUGUUGCUUUGUUACCUGCGUGUCCCUUCCAUCUCGAAAACGCCCGUGCUUUCUUCGAAAUAUUUGUCGCAUCCGCUCUUCGAGCGACAGCGAAAACAGACACCUUUGCAGAUUGUUCGAAGAGUUGGCACUCUGUCCCACGUGUUGGUCAUGAGUUUCGUGGAAAAGGGCUAUGAUAGUGAUGAAAUCCGACGUCAUGCCAGCAGGGUCCACGCGAAUCAAAACGCGGAAGUGGAGUACCGGCCGAAAGUUGAACUGGAAGCGGCCGUUAAAGAAAUGAUGGACACGUGCAAAAUAAUCGGUUUCCACAACCCGACCGGUGAAGGCUGUUCCAGUGCGUUGCUGAAGGGCGACGACGAAAGCAUCGAAAGUCUGCGCAAGUCAAUUCUUGGUUCUAGUCAGCUGGGGCUCGGGCCGUUUGACCCGGACUCGGGCAACCAGAGUCUGUUUUCCGGCUACCUGUGUGCGGCUUUAGCGCGGAUCAGCUCGGAGAGGUUGAAGUGCAAUUUAUGCGGCGAGUCGAUAUCGAACAAGCCGGACGCCGUAGUGUACCAUCUGCGGGGCCACAUCAGUUUCAGCAAGUUCGUCUGUCCUUACUGCGGCAUCUACAUCGAAUCGGCGUUGUGCUACGAGAUGCACCUGAACUCGGAGCACGCAGACAUGGACAACCAGCGACCGAUCGACUACGUGCGCAAGAUCCUGUGCAAGGAGCUGAGCGAAAUGGUCGAGGUGCUGUUCGACGGCAUCAACCAAGCGCUGACGCUCAAGUGCGAGCUGUGCGGUCAGAUGAUCCUCUGGAGGUGGUCCUCGCUGUUGAUGCACGCGCGCCAGCACGAGAACUACUAUCCGUACCAGUGCGGCAUCUGUGACACGAUGUUCCCGGAUCAGAUGUUGUUCACGCAGCACCUGCUGCAGGCGAACCACCCGGUCAAACAGACGACCAUGCAGGUGAUUUCCAACUACGAGGCGGAAGAGCAAAGUUUCCGAAACUUGUCCAAGUGCUUCCCGUUGUUCACCUCUCAACUGUUGGACAAUUUCGCCGCCUCCAGAAACGACGACACGCUCACCAAAGCGAGUGCGAGUUCGGCCGUCUCACCGGCCGACGAUGCCCAAGGCAACAGCAGCUAUAAGAGCCCGAAACUACACAUCCAAACGUCCGGCAAAGCGACGUUGCAUUGCAAACUUUGCCAGGCGAAAAUCUCGCGCAACAUGUCUUGCCUUAUAGCCCACGCCAAAGUGCACCUGGCCUACAAGCCACUAAAGUGUGAAUAUUGUAACUUUCGACAUUUCGCCAUGUCCAAAAUUCGUCGACACAACGUGCGAGUGCACGGAAGCAAACCGGUGAAGGUCAGCUAUCACCCGGUGGCGGACAUCGGCCGGCAAAUCAAGGAGAUGAAGCUGGAGUGCUUCGGCAGCUGUCUGUCGAGCAGGAACUUGUACCAACGUUCGGCGGCGUCCACAGCCGGCAACGAAGAAGACGCGGUGGUGGACGACGAGUGUCCGAGUGCGGCCGAGAACGUCGACACGGCCCUCACCGGACAACUGCCGUUUCUAUUGCCGUUUUCGAUGGACGCCGGCAAGGCCUUACAGAUGGCGGCGAUGGCCGGCAACGGCUCGGAUGCGCGUUGUUCGACGGCGACCGGGAGCUCGACCAGUGCCGCCGCCGGCAGUAUCCUGAACCGACUGUCGGCAGCGACGGUCAGUCUCGACGAGGUGCUGAAACAGGAGGGCUGCUCGAGCACUGCUGACCAUUGCGACCUCCCAGGACUGGGCAAGAAAAUGUGUUGCAUGUGCAACACGUACAUCGCCAACAACCCGAGCUCGUUCGAGAACCACGCCUGCAAACACCUCGACUACAAGCCGUACCACUGUCAGUACUGCACUUACCAGUCGUACAUCCGCGGCAAAGUC
This is a messenger RNA of Soboliphyme baturini, 1956 nucleotides long. NCBI's taxonomy places the organism in Eukaryota, Metazoa, Nematoda, Enoplea, Dioctophymatida, Soboliphymatidae. The record is from the annotation of a GenBank genome assembly.